Messenger RNA from Thelazia callipaeda (thelaziosis nematode), 405 nucleotides. The record is from the annotation of a GenBank genome assembly. Lineage: Eukaryota; Metazoa; Nematoda; Chromadorea; Rhabditida; Thelaziidae.
GUUGAAUCGACUGACAUCGCUGACCAGCGAAAUCCAUCAACCUUCGAUAGCGGUGGACGUGUCGUGAGACACGAAACCGAUGAAAAAACGUCGACAGUUGAAAAUUUCCCAAUGAAACAAGUUAGUCAAGCUGAUAGUUCAAAACAUACCACUAGAAUUCCCACCAGUGAUAAAACAUUCAAAUGUGAUGACUGCGGAAGGUGUUUCAAUCGACCUAAUAUUCUCAAAACUCAUCAGAGAAUCCACACAGGUGAAAAACCUUUCAUUGAUCGUUUGAGUAUUGAUCCGAGAACAGAAAGGGCAAUCACUAAUCGGAUUCCGCCUGUGCAGUCGCAGCAAAGUCAGAUGAAGAUCACAGAUACUGAAGUCAAUAUCGAUUGCAUUAUGUUCUAUGCUGGAUUGUAA